Molecule: messenger RNA, 2228 nt
Organism: Stomoxys calcitrans (stable fly)
Lineage: Eukaryota; Metazoa; Arthropoda; Insecta; Diptera; Muscidae
Gene: CNT2
Product: solute carrier family 28 member 3
Exons: 8
Coding region: 148-1962 (604 amino acids)
Biological process (GO): nucleoside transmembrane transport
Cellular component (GO): membrane
Molecular function (GO): nucleoside:sodium symporter activity
Source: RefSeq, a predicted model, not a curated record
AAAUGUUAACAUUCAAUGACGGUCUCGGAAUAAACUGAAACGACGCGUUACGCCAAAUUAGCCAAAAUUCUAAAACGUUAAAUCAAAAUUCAGUUGGCGUCGUAGUGUGACGUUAAAUCCCAUUGUAUUUUGCAUUGUAAUAAAAAUAUGGACAAAUUGAAGGAGGGCGAAGUAAACAACGGAUUUUCCCCAGAUGAGGGAAUUGAAUAUGGAAUCGAAACUCAUAAGACUGGUUUCCAAAUAGAAGAUACUACAGAUGCUAAGCAACCGAGUAAAUUAGUACUUAUAAUAAAGAGAUGUCUGAUAUGGUCGGUCCAUGUACUCGUGGGAGUAUAUUUCGGAUUUGCAACCCAUUACUAUUUAAGAGAAUAUAACAAGCACUACUGCGAUACAAUUUAUCAUCCGCCAAAUGACAUCCAUUGCACUAUGAGAUUUUGCAAUGGCUAUGGAUUUCUGGUACUCUUUCUAGGAUUCGUCUACUUUGGUUUAAUUUAUUAUUUCAUAUUCAAACCUAAACUAGGACGAUAUCUACAUCGAAACUAUAUGGUGCCUUUUGACAGAUGGUGGAUGAUUUUUAGUCGUCAACGAACAAUAGAGAUGAUAUUAUUGGGAAUCCUAUUAUUGGCCGUAGCCAUAUUCCUAUACUUCGAAACUAGGGACUAUCCGGAGAAACUGAAAGGACUGGUGGCACCAUGCUUCUUCAUUGUAUGUGGUUUUCUAUUUUCCACCAAACGUGCGGCCAUUAAAUGGCGCAUUGUGGUCACUGGCGUCACAAGUCAAUUUUUGUUGGGUAUCAUUUGCAUACGUUGGAGUGUGGGACGUAGCAUAUUCGAGUGUGUUGGCAACAAGACGGCCACCUUUCUGGGUUUUGCCGAUGAGGGCAGUCGUUUUGUCUAUGGCGACACUAUCUUGGAUCAGGGCGUCUUUGCAUUUGCCAUUUUGUCUGUGAUAUAUUUCUUCAGUUUCUUCAUAUCGAUUUUAUACUACUUGGGUGCCAUGCAAUGGGUGGUGAUUAGACUUGGCUGGAUUUUACAACAAAUGCUGGGUACUACAGUGUGUGAAAGUGUAACAGCAGCGGCCAAUAUCUUUUUGGGCAUGUCCGAGAGUCCUAUGCUAAUCAGACCCUAUAUAAAGAUUUUAACAGCCAGUGAAAUACAUUCGAUUAUGGUGUCAGGAUUUGCCACAGUCUCUGGUACGGUAUUGGCGGCCUAUUUAAGUUUUGGUGCAAAUGCCGCACAUUUGAUAACAUCCAGUGUGAUGGCCGCACCAGCUACAUUGGCUAUAUCGAAAUUAUAUAUGCCCGAAACGGAAGAAAGUAAAACGUCGUCUGACAACAUACAACUGGAAGAAUCGGAGGAUUCUUCAAUACUCGAUGCGGCUUCUAAUGGUGCUAACAGUGCCAUUCCUAUUGUCUUGGGCAUAAGUGCGAAUAUUAUUGCCUUUGUAGCAUUCAUUGCCUUUCUAAAUGCGGUAGUUAGUUGGUUUGGUGGUAUGGUAGGUUGGGAUUACAUUGAUUUUGAAUGGCUUUUCUCAAAGCUUUUCAUACCAUUGGCCUGGGCCAUGGGUGUACCCUGGGAGGAUUGCGAUGACAUUGCCAAAGUGGUAGCCACCAAAACAAUUAUCAAUGAAUUUGUGGCUUAUGAGCGUUUGGGAGAAUUGAUCAAAACCAAUGCCAUACGUGCUCGCAGUGUUGGCAUUGCAACAUUUGCCAUAUGCGGUUUUGCUAAUCCCAGUUCUUUGGGUAUUUUAAUUGGAUCCUUGGGAGCCAUGGCUCCAAAUCGUCGGGGUCUCAUUACUUCGGUGGCUUUUAGGGCUUUCAUUGUGGGCAGUAUUGUGUGCUUUAUUUCGGCAAGUUUUGCAGGCAUUCUAAUUCAAGAAGAGGAAGAAAGUCGGAAUUAUGAAAAAUUCAUAAGAACAAUGAUGAAGAAAAACAUAACAUUAGCCUUAGUAGAAAGUCCUUAGAUAGGGUGACAAUUGUUGUUACCAUUUCUUCAAAUCUUGCCACAUCUUAAAACCACCGACAGCAAAAGACUUCACUGUAAAAUUCGUAGCUUAAGUUUGGAUGCAAUAUUUUUAUGUCUUUAUGUACAUAUGUUAUUUAUUUAUUUAUACAUACUUAUAGUUAUCUGUAAAUUUUAUUUACUUUAGCAUAGGUCUGUUGCUGUAAAAAGUAUUAUGCAUGCAAAAUAAAAAUUCGAUAUUGUGUUUUAUACAAUGACCCAUAACAA